Molecule: messenger RNA, 1919 nt
Organism: Ylistrum balloti
Lineage: Eukaryota; Metazoa; Mollusca; Bivalvia; Pectinida; Pectinidae
Product: heat shock protein 70 B2-like
Exons: 1
Coding region: 4-1905 (633 amino acids)
Biological process (GO): protein refolding; cellular response to unfolded protein
Cellular component (GO): cytoplasm
Molecular function (GO): heat shock protein binding; ATP hydrolysis activity; misfolded protein binding
Source: RefSeq, a predicted model, not a curated record
GAUAUGGCUACAGCAAUCGGAAUAGAUUUGGGAACCACGUACUCGUGUGUUGGCGUAUUUCAGCACGGAAAGGUGGAGAUCAUAGCAAAUGACCAGGGGAACAGGACCACGCCUAGUUAUGUGGCGUUCUCAGAAACGGAAAGAUUAAUAGGAGACGCGGCAAAAAAUCAGGUUGCCAUGAAUCCUGAAAACACAAUAUUUGAUGCGAAAAGACUGAUUGGACGAAAGUUUGAUGACCAGACGGUGCAGUCGGAUAUGAAGCAUUGGUCAUUUAGAGUUGUUGAUUGCGGCGGUAAACCAAAGCUACAGGUACAAUGUAAAGGCGAGACCAAACAGUUCAACCCCGAGGAAGUUAGCUCCAUGGUAUUGACAAAACUGAAGGAAACUGCUGAGGGAUAUCUGGGUCAAAAGGUUAAAAAUGCCGUCAUAACGGUACCAGCCUAUUUCAACGACGCUCAGAGACAAGCAACAAAAGACGCUGGCUUCAUCGCUGGACUUAAUGUCCUGAGGAUCGUCAACGAACCGACUGCCGCUGCUCUAGCAUAUGGCUUGGACAAAAACUUGAAAGGUGAGAAAAAUGUUCUCAUCUUUGAUUUGGGCGGGGGAACGUUCGAUGUAUCUGUUCUGAGCAUUGACGAGGGUUCCAUGUUUGAAGUGAGGUCCACCGCCGGGGAUACCCACCUCGGCGGGGAAGAUUUCGAUAACAGGGUCGUAAGCCAUUUCAUACAAGAGUUCAAAAGGAAGCAUGGUAAAGACAUGAGCAAGAACAGUAGAGCUGUCAGAAGACUGCGCACAUCGUGCGAACGCGCCAAGAGGACACUGUCGAACAGUAGCGAAGCCAGCAUUGAAAUAGACGCUUUGUUUGAUGGUGUUGAUUUUUACAGUAAACUGACGAGGGCGAGGUUUGAGGACUUGUGUGCUGACCUUUUCCGUGCCACUCUGUUACCGGUGGAAAAGGCGCUCGUGGACUCCAAGUUAGAUAAAUCAAGGAUUCACGAGGUCAUUCUCGUAGGAGGCUCCACACGUAUACCGAAGAUUCAGAAGCUGCUCCAGGAAUUCAUGAAUGGUAAACCACUUAACAAAUCAAUCAACCCUGACGAAGCGGUAGCAUACGGUGCCGCCGUUCAGGCCGCCAUUCUUACUGGCGACAAAAGUGACGUCAUUAAAGAUGUUCUGCUAAUGGACGUGACUCCCCUAUCAUUGGGAAUAGAAACAGCGGGAGGUGUGAUGACGAACUUAAUAAACCGUAACUCAACCAUCCCGACAAAGACAUCCAAAACAUUCACGACAUACUCGGACAACCAGCAAGGCGUCCACAUUCAGAUUUUCGAAGGAGAACGUGCUAUGACCAAAGACAAUAACCGGCUUGGAAAAUUCGACCUCGACGGUAUCCCCCCAGCUCCACGCGGUGUACCUCAGAUCGAGGUCCAAUUCGACAUUGACGCGAACGGAAUCCUAAACAUCACCGCUGCAGAGAAAAACAGUGGUAAGACAAAUAGGAUUACUAUCACCAAUGACCAGGAACGUCUCAGUAAAGACGAAAUCGAAAAAAUGGUUGCCGACGCGGAGAAAUAUAAAGAUGAGGACGACAAACACAGGCAGCGAAUUGCCGCAAGGAACCAGUUUGAGAAUUACGUUUUCAGUGUAAAAACGGCGAUAGAAAAUGCGGGCGAUAAACUUUCUGCGGAAGAAAGAGCUACUGUCAGCCAGAAUUGUGACGAACAAAUCAAGUGGCUCGACAAUAACACAACAGCAGAUGUAGAUGAAUUCGAGUACAAACUGAAGGAAUUUCAAAACCUGUGCACACCUGUCAUGACUAAACUUCAUGGGGGUGCCCCACAGGGUGACAGUGGGAAGGCUACCGAUAGUAAGAGUGGUGGUCCUAUAAUAGAGGAACUGGAUUGAGCGCACUGACUGGA